AUGGUUCAAGACCAAAUCGUUAACACAUUCUUGAUGCUCAGUAUUAUGGGUACCGGCAGUAUUGGAACUAGUGAAGGGAAGGAGAUUGUUUUCGAGUAUAAUACGCGCAAAAAUCCGCAAGAUGGAUGUGAAAAAUCAGGAGGCGAUUACCGAGAGGAUACUGUUGGAGAAUUGAGAAGAAAAGGUGUGGCUUUAAGCACAAUAGAAUUGUCAUCAUCGUCAACAAAUUCCACUGUCAUUGAUGCUGAUACUAAUAAAGAAAAUCUUGAUGAAGCUGAAGAAGAUAAAUUAGAAGAUGAAAAAAAAGUUUAUAAUCAACAAGUUGAUAUCGAUCUUUCAGAUAUUAUGAAGCAGUUAGAGAAUGAACCUCUAUAUGUGUGGAAGGUCAAUGAUAUAAAUGUCACAGAAAGAUUUCGUGAUUACCAACGUUCAGUGAUUGAAAGGACAAAAGUUAAUAAGUUGACCUGGCAUGACACUUAUGAAAUAUUAGCAAUAGCAUCCAUUAUUGUACUUUCUAGUCCAUGUCCAUAUCCAAAUUUCACUGCACAAGAAUGGAAUGAAAUAACUAAAACCAACCCGUAUAAAAUUCACCAUCCUGUAAUACCACCAUCAGUUUCUAGAUCUCUUCAAGAAGCUGCAAUUAAGAUUGUAAUGGGUGAAGAUUAUUAUAUGCAUCCUGAUAAUUCGGAGAUAAAUAAACUUGCUGCACGCACAUUUAAUGAGUUAUCUAGCAUUCCUCCUAUUGAUUAUAAAAUGUCAGAAGAAUUACAUUGUUGCAAGUUAUUAUAUCCUUUUACAAAUCCAGUAUUUUUUGGACCACAUAAAGAGUAUGAGGUUCAACUAAAUCGCACUGAUAUUGUAAAGGCUCAAUUAAGAGGUAAAAAGACAAUAAAUCAACUAUUAAACUUGAAAGGUGGUCCUGCUAAAACAGCCAUACUUACAAAUAUGGGUGAUACAGUAUCAUCUUUUAUCAUGGAUCUACAGGUUGAUAGGAUUUAUCAUUCUUGGCCUUUCUGUACAACAAAAUUAGUAAUUGAUAAAUCUUCAAUGCCAUUGAUAGAAUCGACAUUUUGCCACUUUGUGGCAUUAGAGGGACAGAUAAACAUAUUAGCAAAAGAUUUUAAAACUCGCAGUAAUGUGUUCACUCCACCAUUACAAAUGUCAUUCAUGAGCAUUAUCCCAGAUUCACCACAAAUCAAAAGGUUACUUAAAUAA
Molecule: messenger RNA, 1215 nt
Organism: Entrophospora sp. SA101
Lineage: Eukaryota; Fungi; Glomeromycota; Glomeromycetes; Entrophosporales; Entrophosporaceae
Source: the annotation of a GenBank genome assembly